This is a messenger RNA of Danio rerio (zebrafish), 745 nucleotides long. It is a transcript of the gene hspb2, whose product is annotated as heat shock protein family B (small) member 2. Gene Ontology annotation, molecular function: structural constituent of eye lens. NCBI's taxonomy places the organism in Eukaryota, Metazoa, Chordata, Actinopteri, Cypriniformes, Danionidae. The record is from RefSeq and is marked provisional.
AUUUCUAUAUUUCCGCUCUUUCACACUCCAAAAAUUAGUGUAAUUGAAGUCUGUCAAUCCAGUAAAUACUCCAGUAAUCUCUUGGCAGCUUUUUCAGAGGUCAGAAUGGCCGACCGCACCGUUCCUCAUGCUUACCCAAUGAGUAUGGAUUAUGAGAUGUGUACUCCUCCUCGAAUCUAUGACCAGAACUUUGCAGAAGCACUGAGCCCCAAGGAGCUGUUGGCCCCUGUAUUGUACCACGGUUACUACAUUCGGCCCCGCAUCAACAAGCAGCUAGAGAGGGGCUUCUCGCAAGUAGAAAGUGAAGACGACUGGUACCGAGUGUUGCUGGAUGUGUGCCAGUUCACACCUGAUGAGAUCAGUGUGCGAACAGUGGACAACCUGUUGGAAGUGAGCGCCCGCCAUGCUCAGAGAAUGGACCAGCAUGGCUUUGUGAGUCGUGAGUUUACCCGCACGUACAUCCUGCCAAUGGGUGUAGAUCCGCUGCUAGUGCAAGUUUCUCUGUCUCAUGACGGGAUUCUCUGCAUUCAGGCUCCACGAAAAACUGAGGAUCUGGAGCCUCAAAUCAACCAACUCAAGAUUAAAGUGGAAAAGAAGGAAAGCACAAGUAAAUGAAGUACAUCGUUUCAAAGUUUAAUCAAGUGUAAUGUUAUAAAUCCUGCAGAAUUCCAUAGAAAGUCUAUGGAGUUGGAAUGCCCAGCACUUUUGUGUGUUUGUUUAUUAAAUAUUUCAGAUAUUUGGAAUA